AUGGCUGCACCAGUAAAUCGCAACAUUUUCUACAAAUACGAAGCCAUGAGAACAAAAUGGAGCCGAUGUUUCGAAGACGUAAAUCCGAGGGCCUCAGGAACGAUCAAAACCUUCUUCAACACCUUCCAUAAGAAUCACAGAGGUUUUACGUUCGUAGAGGGGGAGCUAUUCGAUGAAACCAUCUAUCUUCUCGUUUCACCUGAUCAGUACAAUCAAAUCAAGGAAGAAAUUGAAAAGAAAGUUGGGGACACCCUUCCGGAUGUUUCAAAGUCAAGGGACGUAACCAUCAAAGAUAGUGGCAAAUCAUUCCCGAAUCUUCAGUCGUUCAGGAAUUAUUCCAGCACCCUUAAUAAACAAAACAAAGAAGUUGAAAAGAGGUAAGAAAUAUUUCUUUAGUAUGUUUUGAAUACUAUUCUAUAAAGCUGCAAGCUCUAGUACACGUUUCAUUUAGUCCCCACGAUUCAGUUGAACGACUUAUCCUGGGCUUCUUUUGUCAACUCAAACUGUUCAUAUCAAUCGUUACUUUCUACCCAAAAUAACUGGCUGGCUAUGGAUAAAGUCGAGGUACUCCUCGUACAUUCAUCAUACGCAGAAAAGCCCUAAAAACUUAUAAAAUACGCCUUUGUUGUGCUGGACUUAAUACAUAAUUUAAAAAGUGCUAUUUCGAAGCUUUCUCCACAGUUUCUACGAUAUUUCGGCAUGCUAUAUGUUUCGAUUUCUCGUUAUUCGUUCGAUUAUUCUGUACGUCAAUGGUCUCGAGAAGACAAUGGGGAAAACGAAAGCAGAAACGUUCUUAGUCAUGAUCUAACGAAUCGCUAGGUUCUUUGAAGCCACUGGCGUGUUAUGUCGAAAUCACGGCUAACGUCGUUUUUUUGCAUAACCUGAGAUAGCGACCCAAUUUUAGCAACCAUCAUACAACACAUUCUCUCUAAGAUGGUCGCGAAACGAAAAUAUAGAGCCUGAUCUCAGGUUAAUCUCUUGGGUAUGCAAUUCGUCAGCAAAUGAAUUAUCGCUACAUAACCAUCACUACCUAAUUAUUAUGCAGUGUCGUGCGUAUAUGUUACGGAGUAGGAGUUUGGUUUAUAAAAUUAAAGGCAUUCCAUUUUACUGUGUCUAGCUCUACCUUCUGUAUCACAACGUUCUAACGAACUGUUAGUCACCUUACGACAUCGCAGGAUUAAGCCUGUAUAAAACCUUUUAGAGGAGUUUCAGGGAUAACUUCUAGUAUUGCAGGACGCCCCAUCAACACCAAAGGAGUCUUGUAUAAUUCACUUUUUACCUGCGUUUAAAUAAAACACGUAUGUAGUAAAUGAAACGAUACAUACCAUCAACGCUGGUAUCUCGACAAAUUCAAGUAACCUUCUAUUCUCUGAAACCUCGAGACCGUCAUGAAUAGAUGCUUACCUAUAGGACAAAGGCCUGUUCUUGAAUUAAACCAAUACAUGAAGGGUUGGAUAAAUGCAAAGAAACAAUAAAAAACAUUGGACUUUAUGACACUUUGUUUCUCAAAAAGUAAAGGACGUCGUCCAUCGCGGGAUAUCUAGGAAAAUUCCCAGACUUUCAGAGGGCCCAAAAGAAAUCCAGUAACCCGGGAAGAAUCAUCGAAUAAACUAAAUAAAUUCAAAGAGGCAUAUCAUAUACACGAACUUACAACACUUCGUUUCUCGCAAACUGAUUGAUGUCGUCUUUCGGAUUCUAGGAAACUGAUAGACAUGUGUUUUAUCUCCUUUCGAAAAAGUUCGAAAAUAAAGUUUUAUACAUGUAGAAGAUAAAAGAUAUAUGAUUAUAUGAUAUAUUAUAAGAACUUGCAAAAAGUUUGUUUCUAGGAAACUAUAUGACGUCAUUGAUCAAAAUUCUGGGAAAAGACGCGACAAACCCAGUUGAGCUUCAAUACUGGUUUUCUUAGAAAAAAACAAAGCGUCAUCAAGUGGAUUCUCGUAAAAAAAUUAUUGUUGCGAAUAAAUAGAUCACCGAAAAAAUGAAAUUUCCCUUUGCUGCCUAUUCUCGUUGACGAGUUCGUCGGCUGUUCGUUUGAAAUCAGUUUUUUUUUUCAGUCCUGUUAAAGGAACUGAUGUCAAAACUGAUUUCAAACAAACAGCCGACGAACUCGUCAACGAGAAAAACCUUGGUGUUGUAUACUAUAAACUUAGCUAUAUACAGGCAUAAAUAAGAAAAAACUCGAAAAUGUAAUAUUUUUCCUCAAAGAGGCACUUUCGCGGUCUAUGUAUAUGCGUUAUUGACCAAGCGUGAGGUCCACAUGGCUGGAUAUUGGCCAAGUCUUUUUUGCGUUUUUAUGGACCGAGUUCGUAGUUGUCUUCUGAGGUAAUUUUUUCCGAUGAGAUUGUGAGGGUAGCCCUCUAGUACGAAAGCUUGUGAAUUAACUGAGUAGUUUGUUCUAAAACUGUAAGGUCUUCCUUUCAUGAGACCUUUCUGAUCUUUUCUGGAGCUAAGUCAAGCGCGAAAUUUCUUAAGGUCCAAAGUGCACUUCCCAGAUCUGGAAGUCUGCUGUGAUUGGUCUACGUUUUUUUCCGCUCAAAUCAGCAGACGUGAGUGGGGCAGGAACGCGUGACGAACCCCCUAAGAACGCCUGCGGAGGAGGCUACGCGACGUUUGCAUUAGUUGAUCACGUGAUAAACUUUCUGCAAACACGAACACGCUUCGCUUUUGAAAAAUUUUGUUAGCACGAGCUGAGACACCAUAUUAAAAUUUGGUAACCUGUAAAUUCUCAACCUUAUAUCUCAAAAGUAGCGAUUGCAACGGCCUCCGAAAUUUAGAGGGAUUUUUAUGGGAAAACAACUUUUGCCACCCAGUCACGCUGCAAUGUUUCUCCAUCCAAAUCCUUGUAAAUUUUGAAAUUUUCAAACUGUUGUGAAAUUUUUCCUUAAGCAUUACUUGACUCAAAUCUCCUUUUUAUUCUUGACAGGCAAUUUGAGCCCUCAAAUGCGUAAGGGAAAGAUUUAACGAGAGUUUAAAAAUUUCAAAAUUUACAAGGAUUUGUACGGAAAACCACUCAAGCGUGACUGGGUGGCAAAAGUUGUUUUUCUCAUACAAAUCCUUCUAAUUCUCGGCGGCCGUUGCAAUCGCUUCUUUUGAGAUCUACGGCUGAAAAUGUACAGGUUACCUAAUUUUAAUAUGCUCUUUCAGUUUCUGCUAAUUUUCCGAAAACAAACUAUUUUCGUGUUUACAGAAAGUUGAUCACGUGACCAGACUAUUGCAAAAGGUCUAUUGUAGUUUUAUUAUUACUUCGGCGGAGCGCGAAGUAAAGGAUUCGCGACGCUCAGGAAUGUAUCAAAGUCGACUGUUUUUGACAAGAUUGGGCACGCAAAGUCUGUAGGUUUUCGGUUUUAUUCGGCUAUUUGACGAAGUGAGAGCCGAAUUAGUGCGAGAUAUCUCGAGAUCACUUUGAUUUCUUUGAUUUAUUCUUUAACUUUUUCGAGGAAGAAAGAAUUAUUUUUUUGGUUUCCCCGGGGUUUGAACCGACUCACCUGUGUGACCCGUCAGAUCAGUGGAGACUCUAAGUUGACGGAUUAGCCAAUUGCACUACUGCGACCCAAGGUAGUUCGGGAUAUGAAAAAUAGUUAUGAAAUGAUGCACUUAGUUUCGGGACAAGAUUGGGCGUGCAAGUUCGUGACUUUUCGGCUUGUUUCGGCUAUUUCACGAAAUGAGACCGGACUACUUCGUGAUAUCUUGAGAUCACUUCGAGUUUAGUCUUUAAUUUACUCGAGGAAUAAAUAGAGGAUAUUACGUGGCCGCGCAGAUACAAGAAACAAAGUUCUCUUCGAGUGUUGAAAAACAUUUCACCAUUGAGGCCUCCUUUCAAACUGUUUGAUGAUGAAUUUAAAGUUACAAAAUGCUGCACAAAGACAUUUUGUCUUUGUUGAGUGUUACGUGGUAAAACUGCUUUCAUGCGUUCCGUGACUUUCUCGAACGUUCUCUACGUUUUUGGAUUAUUCAUGAAUAAUUAAUUAUUCAUUUCAGCAUGAGUCAGCAGAUUUGCAUCAGUUACUGAAAUCAUAAAAUAUGUCGAAAAGCUACUACAAUCCCGCUCUGUUUUCAGUUCUUUCGGUGUCGUGUUGAUGUCUUGCAGAGUUAAUUUUCACGUAGUACGAUCAGCAUUGCAGUAUUCUGCUUGCAGAAUUUAAUAUGUCUACUAUUCGCCUGUUUAGUAUUUUCUAGAACCUUAUGUUAAACGGUAUACAAGUACGAAGCGGGUUGUUUUGACGAACUAAGUUUUUUCCCAAGAGAUGGACUGCUGUGAUAGUCAGGUGUGAUGAAGGCCGAUUUUCAAGUUCUGUGUUUACAAGUUGGCGGAAGCCGUAAGAUAUCUGAAGUUCAAGUAAGAGUUUGUUAUUAUUGGCAGAGGCUGUUUAGUUUUACUUAAGUUCAAGUCAAGUUUGUGUUGGCGGAUGCUGUGUUUUAAAGCUCUGUAAAGGCUAUGUUCCUUUCGCAUGCUCGCUGUUAACUUUUUCUCUCAUUUGCAUUUUCACGAUCGACGUUUAUGAAUAGGCGCGUUUCUGUAAUGCCCUGCGUGCUGAUAGUCAGUGAAUAAUUAUCUUCAAAACAUUCGAACUCGUAACAUUGAGUUUUAACCAAUUCCAUGCUCAACGUAAUUGACUCCUUACCCAUGCCUUACCUAUCUUAACUCGGUAUAUGAGACUGCUAUGGUGUUUUUGAAACCUGAUAUUACUAAGAAAAAUAGGGAAUUCUUUUUUCACUGUUUGAUUUGUUAGACUUGUUAUUCACUGCCAGCAACCUCAUAUUUGACUUAGGUUUAAGCGUUUAGACCCAAGUCAAAUUUAGAAGGAUUUGUAUGGAGUAAUCAGAGCAUAAAAGGACUAGUCACUCAGAGAUUAUUUGUCCCGAACUGCUAGUUUUUGGCAAGUAGGCCUCUUGGAUGUUGCUCUUUUCAGAAUAUCCUGACAAAUCCCAUAAUUUCACAAAUUAGCAUCUUAUAUUACUCUUACCAUAUUUCUUUUCUUACUAUUCCUCCGCAUUUACAAUUAAUCAGUUCCCCAACCACGACGCCGAAGUGUACGCUCCGUAGCGUCUUGUUGUAGUCAAUAAAAGAUUCAGUUACAUCGUCAAAACGGAAGCGUGCUCUCGCGAGAGCAACGCGGGAAAUCCCGCUCGGGUAGCCAAUCAGACCACAGCUUCGCUUCAUCUUGCUGCUCGCAGAUUCAGCCAUAAAAAAUAAUUAGGGAAAUUGAAACAAACAGCAAUGUAUGAAAGCUCUAUCAAAUUGAUUACAAGACUGGAGUUACGAUAGCUACCCUUCGGGACCAAAUCCUAAUCAACAUUUGCGAACUAUUCGAAUUCCAGCGAGACAAAAUGAACAAAAACCGGCUCAGACUCGUUCUCAACAGCGAGAGUACGCUUUCUAUAAAACGUUUGACAUCUUACCAGGGUCUUUAUUUUGCGUGUAUUAGUGAGAUAAUAAACGUCUCUUGAGUGUUUUCAAAGUUACACGUUAAUGGAGUUGUCUAGAUAGACUAUUUAAAGGUAUUCUACGAUUAAAAGCGUUUAGAUUUAAAAGCGACGUCAAGUUCUUUGGUUUGUCAGUUUCAAGUUGUGCUAUUACUGCAAAUGGUUCAAAGUAUUCAAGAACUCUUUCUCUCGCUCCAAUAGACAAUUUUACAGUUGUGUGCUCAGUGCCCUGGCCUUUGGAUAGAAGCGAGGUUGGGGGUGACCUUGUUUUAUUACAAACCUUCUUGUUUUUCAUAAUAUGUAAAUGAUCUUGUUCACGGGCUUGAUAGACUGAGAAUACCAAGAUUUGCACGUGAAAAGCAGGAAGGUUUGUAACAAAACAAGGUCACCGCCAGCCUCGCUUCUAUUUAAAGGCCAGGGCACUGAGCACACAACUGUAAAAUGGCUAGCCUGCGAGCAAGCUCUCCUAUUUGGGCAAGCGAAGCAAGCCUCGCGACAACGCGCGAGCGAGUUCGAUUACGGUUACUGCAGGGAUGCACUACCAUAAAGCAUGAUCUUCAAUACCAUAAAGCAUGAACAAACUUAACGAUGGACCAAUUGACGUUUGGUGGGCAAUUGCAAAAAAAGAAAAUAAUCAGCGCCAAAACAGCAGUUUGCACUAACAAAUAAAAAUAACUAUAAUAAUAUAUUUUUCCUUAAAUAAGUUCUUCACAAAAGAGCACGUGCCCGCAGGUAGCUAGUGUUAGUCUUGGCGGCCGGGCCAAUUCGAAUUCACUCUAAGAUAAGAAGCCCACAGUAGACACGUGCUCCGAAGAGGGAGCCUUCUGAUCAACUUUUGCACACGAAUUUCAGGAGGAAAGAGGAGGCAAGAAAGAACGUGGUUGAACUGCAAAGGACCAUAAGAAAAAAUCCAAAAGCACUGAUUUUGUCGUUUGACUUGGAGGCUUACGAACAUGACCACAGCAUUAUUCUUGAGAUAGGCUACGCUAUGACAACCUUGGACAACCAAGAAGAUGUACAGACGUUCCACUACAUCAUCCAAGAAAAUCUUAGGUAUGUAAGCAACUUGGCGGGUUUUGACUUAUGAACGUCAAAUUUCACAGAAUUACAUCUUACACAUGAAAUUUUCAGAAUUUUACCUAUGUAAUCACAAUUCUUGAGAAAUUUGACAUUCAUUUUCUCGAGCUUCCAUGAGAAAUUUUCUUUGGUGUUACCACAGAUGAUUUAUUACAUCUUAAGCCCUUUAAAAAAAUUUAAAAAAGAAUGCAAUAUUCUUUUAAUUAUUCUAGUACAAGGUUUUUGUCCCCCGAAAAUUAAAAUUACUCAAUUUCCUGGCAGAUUCCGUCUUAAUGCGGCAGCUUAGCUGUUUUGGCAUGCGAGCACCUAAGAAAAUGGCGAAAGAGUUCACGGCUAUAGAAAGACGAAAUAGCCGAAUUACGGACUAAAAAAUGAACGGAACGGAUGCAAGAAUAUAAUACGCAAAAACUUGAAAGUAUUGCUACAUUGAUGUCAACUCCUUGAGUAGUAUCUGUAAGGCAAAAACAUCUUUCGUAUUCUGAAACUGUGCCGAGAAACAGGCCUAUGUGUUAAAGACCGUCUACGAGGAGGUAAGAGGUAAGGACGAUAUGAAGAAUUAUGCAGGUCCGAGGCUACUAUCCACCUGAAUAACUCUUUAUAUAAUAUUCAGUCUCAUUCAGUAAUUACAGAGCGUCAUAAUGUCCCUGCUGACUCAGCACAUACACCUUGGUUGGUUGAUACAGCAAUGAAUGAAAACUUGUAGCGACUUUCCGUAAAGGUGGAUCGUCAAGUUGUAUUUGGCCAGGGAGUCACGGCUGUAAUGACAUAUUACUCAACAAUUGACAACUUCCUUGCGUUUUAAUUCAAAUAACCAGUCACAGCAUGUCAAGUCCCCUUUAAAGGCAGUGUGUCCAACACUAAAGAUUUUCUAGAAUACAGACUGCGUAAUAUCGAGAGUACAAGUAUUUAUAACUCUCCUUAUAAUCUUACAGUUAUUCAAACAAGGAUUAUGUUCCUGACAAAAGAGAACAAUUUAAGUUUGGAAAAUCUCAGCACAUGCCUCUCAAGGAAGCCGCUGCAAGACUCCGGGAACAUAUCCAGGGCGCGCAUUUUUUGGUAACUCAUUCCGGAGCACACGAUACAGAGUUUCUUGAGAGCUGUGGGGUCUCCGUGUCUGGGAAGCUCAUGUUCGACACUCAAGUGCUUUCUUUGGCGUUACUUCCUGACGGCCCAAAGGUGUACGGUCUGAAGAAGCUUUUGGAAGACUUGAAGAUUGAUUUUGACGAAGACGUUCUUCAUAAUGGCGGAAAUGACGCCUUCUAUACCCUGAAGGUUUUCCUUUCCCUUGUGGCAAAACUAGACUUAGCAUGA
This is a messenger RNA of Porites evermanni, 7812 nucleotides long. The record is from the annotation of a GenBank genome assembly. Lineage: Eukaryota; Metazoa; Cnidaria; Anthozoa; Scleractinia; Poritidae.